Laetiporus sulphureus 93-53 is the source of this 405-nucleotide messenger RNA. RefSeq lists its product as uncharacterized. Lineage: Eukaryota; Fungi; Basidiomycota; Agaricomycetes; Polyporales; Laetiporaceae. The transcript has a single exon. The record is from RefSeq and is a predicted model, not a curated record. The coding region runs from base 1 to 405 and encodes 134 amino acids.
AUGGAAGAGGACAUUGAGGAGUAUCGCUUGUCAGCGACUCUUCCGAAAGAAGCCUGGAGCCCUUGGAUGAAGCUAAUGAUCGCCGAUAUCCGUCAAAAGCUGGAGAGGUUCGAGAACAUCCUCUUCACGCAAUGCGAUUCUCGGACCAGACUGCGGCUCGUCAUCCUCGGCCACCUCGUCUAUGUGAGGAAUCUUGGCAUUUUAUUUUCUGGUACCACGUCCGGCCUCUCGCGCCGAGUUGGCUGCGAAAAUGAUGCCGAGGAGCUUGCUACCUGUAUCGAGGCACUGAAGGAUAUGACGAAACAUGUACAUCAGUCUUGCGAGCAAUCCAAAAGGGUGCUGGAGGAGAGGAAGAAGGAAAGAAAGGCAGUUUAUCGGCUGCCUGUGAAGGGAGGAAACGAUUAG